This is a messenger RNA of Ruditapes philippinarum (Manila clam), 1224 nucleotides long. RefSeq names its product trophoblast glycoprotein-like. Gene Ontology annotation, cellular component: membrane. The transcript has a single exon. The record is from RefSeq and is a predicted model, not a curated record. Gene Ontology annotation, molecular function: protein binding. Lineage: Eukaryota; Metazoa; Mollusca; Bivalvia; Venerida; Veneridae. The coding region runs from base 1 to 1224 and encodes 407 amino acids.
AUGGCGAUCGCUACACAGGUGCGACUUAAACUUGGAUUUUGUAACAUAUUGUGGUGUGUAAACAGUAAAAUGUGUGUCAAAUUCUUGAUUUUGAUUCUGUUUUGUGUACAUAUAUCAACAUCUAAGGAUUAUUGUAAAGGUCAUUUUGAUAAUUGUAUUUGUACGGAUGAAGUGGUUGAGUGUCACCACGAACAGAAGUUAAACGGUGAUAUCACAAAACUGUUGCAUUACAUUCAAGACAACGUGGUUAAUAUGACAGUAACAGGAUCUUAUAUCCCAGAAUUGCCAGCUAACAGUGUUGGCUCCUGCAAACAUGAAUCAGGUCUUGUCUUACACCAAUUAAAAUACUUGGAUUUGUCUAAUAAUAGCAUAUCCAACAUACAUGGAAAAAGUUUGCAUUGUUUACCAAACUUGGAAAUUCUCAUUCUACGGGACAAUGCAUGGCAGGUCGACAGAAGCCCGGAUAAGACUGGGUACUUCAGUUCAGUGUCGAAUUUGAAACACCUGGACUUAACCAACACUUUUGAUGAAGUUUGGAACGGAAGUAUUCACAUAACCAAACUCGCUAGAGUUUUCAAUGAGACUGACAUGACGAAGUUAGAGAUCCUGGAACUUGGUUACAAUGAAUUUUUCUCAUUUUCACUUUCGGCUGCUAACUCGUUUUGUCAGUUAACUUCAUUGAAAAAAUUAAAUCUAACUCAUAAUAAUCUAGACCAACCUUCAUUACCGAACCAAAAAGACUGCUUGGAGAACCUUACGCAUAUAGAUUUCUCUUACAACAAAAUGGCAGUUCUGCCGAGGGAAUUCAUGGACAAGGCCGAGGACUUACGCGACAUUAAAGUAAUUAAACUAGACAAUAACCCAUUCCAGUGUGACUGUGGCCUUGUGGAAACUUGGAAGUGGUUGAAUUCAACAAAAAUAAAUGUCAAUAAAAAGGAAUUAUUAUGUGCAGGUGGGUACCAUUCAUCAUACAAGGGUAAACCUGUGCUGAGCUUGUCAUUAUCAGAUCUGAGGUGUGAACAACUCGAAGCUCCGUCCAAUACCGCGGUGAAGGCAGUAACUGGAAUAAUUUUCGCAGUUGUUGGAUUAACAUUAAUUGCAUUCCUGAUAGUACACCGGAAUAAAAUAAGACUCGUCUGCAAAAAAUGGAAGAAAAGGGUUCCGAAUAUGCGCUUCCGGUCUCACCAAGGAUACGCUUCCGUACAGGAAGUAGCUGUGAUAUAG